Messenger RNA from Spirometra erinaceieuropaei, 8257 nucleotides. Lineage: Eukaryota; Metazoa; Platyhelminthes; Cestoda; Diphyllobothriidea; Diphyllobothriidae. The record is from the annotation of a GenBank genome assembly.
AUGUCUGUUAAAAAGAAUGAGGAGGAUGCGGGUGAGGACCCUACGGCAAUGUCUGGCAGCGAAGUUUUUCUGUGACUGCCACAGAUAUUUCAGCUGUCCUUGUGCUUGAAAAUGUGCAAAAUGAUGCCGUCGUUGAAAUCCCGAGUAGUUGUCCUUUCUGCCAUUUCUCCUGCAACACACACCCACAAACACGCACUUUCAUGGACCACUGUCACUAUCUUGCUGCAGCUCAUCUUUCAAGGACUGCGUGAGCAACAUAUUUUUUUAAACAUUUGCUGCAUAUCCGCUGUGUCGUUGUAUUGCCGGUUAAGUUUGCGCAUUUGGAAUGCUUUCUUGUUGAAUAUUAUACCCUCUCUUACAGUUUGAGAGCGCAUCGUUUCGUGUGAUGAUUCGCCUUCUGGCCCUGAUCUGAGAAUGAGCGAAACCGAAUCAUGUAUCGACAGCGGACUAUGUUUGAGCGCUCGAUGACGGACCAAAAUCAGACUGAAAUUAGGAAGGCGUCAGCUCUUGGGCUUGAGAAAGGCGGCUGAUGUCAGAAAAUAAAUCAGAUAUAGCCAUUCAAGUGCCCUAUAUCUUUUCUAAUAACUCCUCGAACGUAUCUUGUGUAGCCUUUCAGUACGACAUUUUCGGUAAAAAACUUGCCACCAUGGCUCCUGUUCGGUCUUGAGAAAAAACCACCUAAUCUGAUAAAUUAUCAUCUCAUUUAAACUACACGCAUAAUGAAAGAUUACCCUAAAAGUGCUAUUUGUCCAGGCACCUUUAUAAGCCGAUUCUCCGCGCAAGGCAGAAAACCUUAUAUCGAAUUACAAAACGGAGACGCUAUUUACAUAAUUUGUCCAGGCAUUUGGUUAACUUUUUAAGUGAUUAGGACGUCAUCUCCCCGUCUGAUGGUUGAAAGUAGUCCAAAACACAGCUGUUCUUCUUAAGAAAUCGAAUAUCUGAUAGCGAACUCUAACUGAUAUAACAUGAGAACCUCUUAUAUCAGCGUUAUCCGAAGGACUGUUCAUAUGCCUAGUUAAGAUGUUUUCCUCAAAGAGGCGUAUUUUCGUGUCUCAGUUUCGGAAGGACCUGGAGAUUCCACGAGUGGCGGAUAUCUGGAAGGAAUUCAGAUACAACCAUGGGCGGGAUAAGGAGACCCUUGGGUGUGUUAAAAAACCUACUGUGCGACUAUGAAAUUCUGCUCUCGGGCCUGAUCCACAGACUUCGCUGUACAGAGAUGUAGAGCUGGAUGAAAUCACCCGUAUUAUCUAAUAAAACGCCAUGUUCUCACCUCCGCCUUUUAAUUAGGUUCUUCUGUCAGAGUGUCAGAUGUAAUCCAAAGUUAUUUUAUCUGUCUUCAGACAUGCAACUGUGAUUAAAGCUCCUGAUAAAUCCAUUAAAGACUAUGAUAUUUCAAAAUCCCCAUUCAUCAAGGAAAGCAAGGUCAGCCGUCGUACGAAUCAUUAGAACGUAUGCGGAAAAACUUUUAACUGCGUGUUACUCCCACUACUAGGCAGUUAAAACUGCCGGAAAAUCCACUGAUCUUGUUGUUUAUUGAUGUAAGAUAAUAUGGCAUAUUAACUUUAUUUUGUUUAAAUAUUCUUUGCUCUAUGCCUCAGUGAUUUUGGAACUUUCUCCAAUGCUUCGGUGAGAGUUUAAAAGUUCCCGUGCACAGUUUCCCAUUUCUCUGAUCAUUUGUCGUCAUCUGCAUCAUAUUAUCGGCUCUAGUUUGCUUUCUCUUUCUUUGCAUCGAAUUGGAACCUGACCUAUGCCAAUAACCCAAUUAGCGUACACUUCUUCAUUCCGGGGCAGUGACCAUGGGCCACAUCCUGUUGAAAUGUGCAAGCAAAUUAGUUCUCUAUAAAAUCUGUGGUAGUUGUACAUUUAUUUAUGAACUAGUAGAUAACGUUACUGAAUGAUCAGAUUGGUCAAACAAUGCGAUUAUGACUGCAAUUUGGCAAGCAGCAUACGAAACUGCUUCUGUUUCGUCAAAUUGAAAAUGCGGAAUUUUAUGAGAGCCCGUUGACCUGAAUUAGCGUUUUAAACGUUUCAGCUGAAUGAAGACAGGAACAGCCAGUGCUCAUAAGCAUCGCAUAUAUCUUUCAGAAAAUCAACGCCCAUUGAUUUACCUGCAUGUUCAAAUGGAAGAUAACCCGCCAUGCUAUUUACUUGCAUUUUUUGAUCGGAGUUUUAUCGUUAUACUAUGCCUAAAUACAUUGUGUUUGGGAAAAAAUCCUUCGGAAUGAAGGUGGAAAGUAUUUUGUGGAGGAAACGGACGAGGUCACAAAGGUUAUAUAACUACAAGAAUGUCGACGUUGACCUCUGGCUUGUUAGUAGCAUAUUCCAGUGGUGAUUGACGUACUUUUUGAAAGCAGACAACUGAAUUUUCAUUUCAAAUAUGUAUAAAUCAACGAUACAGAACAUCGACUCGGACCUCUUUAAUAAUGCCAAUUCCUAGAGUGAGUCCUAAAUAAAUUAGCUAUGGUCCUAUUUCUGAAAAGAUAUAGGGCUUUGAUUCCAGCUUUGAACUCAAUAUGACCCACGUGAUUGGUUUUGUUUUAAUAUUUCAAAAUUUGAAUUGGUACUUACGCGGUAUUUUGGUUUGAAUUUUUCGUUAGGCCGGUGCUCCUCCUGCACGUUAGUUCAGUUCAGUUUAUUGAGGGAAAUAGUCGUAAGCCUUUGAGUACCCUAUUUGCAACGUAAACAAUGUGUGGUAUAAAAAAAUGCUCUGGGCCAAAAUAGUUUAAGCGAGCCCAUAAUGGUAGGACAAAAUGGGAACGUGUUAAUUGUAUGAUUAGCCCAUAAUCUGCAUAAUAGCAAUUAUCGUUAUGAUCACCUUCAUUUGUGACCGCAGCUGUGUGCUCAUAACUGGGGCUAAACUUUGUUGGAGUAAUUGCUAACCGAAAAUAGCAGCCUUAACGGUCCUCUUUUUUCGUUCACAGUGAACACAAUAGUAUUUAGGUAUUCAGUUGAAUUACGUCAGUAAAUUAGUAAAACAGACCCUGGCAGCCCAGAUGUUUGGUCUAGAAGUGGACCUUUUCUCCAGAAAAUUCGCUUAUGGCGAACUAUUGUUUCGGUGUUCCUCGUGUGCCUGCAAUUUUCCGGCCUUCAUUAAUUCCAAUUCGCAUAUUUUUAUUGAUCAUGGCUAUCUUAAGUACUGUACUUUGUGGAGCUUUGAUAUUGCUUCAUGCCAUGUGAUGUCGCGCAAGUGCCGAAGCUCAUGCUAAGUUCAUUCCUUGCUUGUGUUCGAUUGCGAGGACGUAUCGGAAAAUGUUGAUUGACGGAAACAGUCCCCGGUAUUAUCUGUAUUCCUUACUUAUGGCUUCUUCUCACGCUCUUCACACGGAAGUCGCUUUUGCGGCUUUAACGACAAAUGUUCAUGACGGCCAAUCCUAUGGACAUCUUGGGAACACAGGAUGCUUUCACACCAUUUACGCGAGUUCCUCAGCACAUGACCCUGACGUCUCCUUUAUUAUUUAGAACAGCCUUCUGUAGCAGUAUGGUUUUAUAAAAUCUGUGUCGGGCCUGAAUUCGUCACCCGCACCAUGCAACACUAUCAGUAAAACCAGAUCUGCGCAGAUCUUGUUUUACUGACCGUGGUGCUUGAGCCUCAAGCAUGGCAAGAGCACCUUUCUAGCUCAUUUCAUAAUUUGGGUCUUUGGGAUCCAUUUCUCCCCUGCUUUUUCUUGUUACUUCUCCAAAUAAAGAUCGAGUGACCGUAGUUAAGUUCACUUGACUGCAUCUGCCAGGUCGUUCGAGUUUUGCUGAUGAAAAGUCGGCAAGCCAAUCUACAAACUUAUUAAACUCAAUGGAGUAGGAAGGGGGAAGUUAGCAGCUAGCAAUCUUUGGCGUCCUUGCCGGUCGCAAGGACCCUUGCGGCCUAAAUUAUCGCAAGAGUUGAAGGCUUUGUGAGCCCCCAGUUGACCGAAUUAUGGUUCUCAGGUCCGUAGUAUUUUAACCGACGCAAUGACUCCCCCAUAUUAGAUGCUGACAUGAAUGUAAAUGCCCGUAAUAGUACUGCCCAGGUGUAAUAAUUGGCCGCACUUUGAGUCCGUGAGUAAACACCGAUUCCAAUGGUAGUAUUAGACAGCAAAGUCGCUGAGUAGGUUUUACGCCAAUAACCAACACCGAUAAAAUUUCGACAGUUAACGCCUCGCGUGCGUACGAGCGAGAAAUCGUCACACCGAUUAAACCGUAGGUGAAGAAUGCGGGGGUACUAUUACGGAAAUUUACAUUCAUGUCAACUGCAUUCCGCUAAUACUACACCGUUUGUCCAUGCCCCACCCUUAUCUGUAAUUGUCUCGGGUGGUGGGUUCGAAUACGGAUCUGGAAUGCCCCAUAUCUUUCUCAACUGUUUCUUGGAUCUAGCUAUUUCGCCUAUACCACAAAUCAAACCAUUUCUUUUGUUAGUAUUCUUGCCAUUUCUUCGUAGGACGUAGGUAAAAACUGUUGGCAGCGCUAUAAUCUACUCUUUAGCAAAAAUGUUCACUUCUUCGUCUUUUUCUCUAAUGGUUCACCUCAUUUUCGCCUCCAAAUUCUUCACCGACAUUGCUUUGAACAUCACUAUCCAUCCUAAGUGCAAGGUCACAUUCAAAAAAAAUCAAAUUUGGCUUAAAUUUACACCGAUUUUGCUUCACAAUCCACGUUACAGUGAGACCGAAGAACUCCCAUGUUUUUAAUGCCUAUUGAAGUCGGGUCGACUGCUUUUUCAUGAGCACCGCGUUACAAUGUCUCAGUCCUCCGAGUUCGUUGAGUAGCCAAGUUGGGCAUGCAAGAACACGGCUGAAAAACGUUUGGAUGACGGAAAGUCCGGAAUCUUUUGUCGAAUCUAUCGGUUAGGUCAGUGAACAUGAGAAGGCGAAGUCACAUCGGUUCUCCCGGUGUAAUCUAGUUCAAAGAGGUUAAGGCCAGCAGUUCUGUUUAUUUUCCUAAAUUCCAUUAUAAAUCCUCCAAUCAUUACCUUCUGAUUAUGAUCUCAUUUCAGUAUUUGAUUUAAAACGUAAGCUGCUAGACUAACCAGGGAGGUGAUCUUGUAAAUUUAGCCAAAAAUUCUUUUACCAAAGGGUGUCGCUUUUUAUGACCAGGUCUUGGAAUAUAGGAGUGGAAGAAAUGGACAGCUCCCAGAUGAUUGCAAUUUUCGAAGAAUGCCAGGAGACUUCUCUAUCGCACGAUCGUCUGUGCAGUACACUAAUGAAUCUCUACCAACAGGUACGUCCUUUAGCACACACAAAGUAAAAGUUAUUAUCUGGUACUACAUCUUGUUGGCGUGGCUACCGAAGCCGUAAAUAAAUGCGAUAGCCGAAAGUUAAAAUGGCCGUGACUUGGCAUAUUUCGAUUUCGUCUGUACUUCUUUUUCUCAUCGGUCUUCACUGUUCCUGCGCCGAUUUGAGCGUAGUAAGGAAUGUAGCGGCUUGCCGUCUGCUUAUUUGAUGGUAUGUUUGGUCGGACGAUUUAGGCGCUCAGGAGACGUUGCAACUUAUAGAACAACAUUUGUCAGUGACACGGUGGUACAGCUGCAGCAGGCUUGGUGAAACACUGAGUACCACCAUCACACCGUCUAGCUCUGUGUCUAUCCACUUUGAGUGGAAUGGAGCGUUGGGGCAAAAUCGGAAAAACAGACUGCCACCGGUUGCUGGUAGUUCUGGCUGAAUUGGAGAAUGUGCUGCAGCGUGAGUAUUUGAUCGAAGCAUCCAUGUCUACCUCGGACCCAGGUUUGCUGGGAUCACGUUUUAGAGUCACACGUACUUUGAUACCGCAUGAUAAGAAUUAUAACAAAGGUCUUUACAGCAAUGUAAGACUAAUACCAUGAAGGAGCACUCGGAUCAUUCAUCGGCCGUGCUGAACGGAACGAGAACCGAGUCUCAGUCAAGAGGUAUCAAAUCUUCAUGCUUGUUCAAUAGCCACCUUGUACCAGGACCACAGUUUAGACUUAAGGCUAGGAUGCCGUCGCCUCCGGCCUCCUUCGUUCGCAUCCACAGAAUUACACUAGUUCUUUCUUCCUGGAAGUAAGAGUUAUUCAGAGCGCACAACUGCAAACAAAUAGUUCAAUCUGUAGCAGCUCCUUUGGUCGUAAGAUAUUUUCGGUCUUUCCUCCAUUCAUUUGACUGUGUAAGUUGUGACCAAGAUUAGUGUCGAAGAUAUGAUUGGCAGAUGGGAACACUGACCGCUGUCCUUCCAUAGCCACAAAAGGCCCAUGCCAUAACUUUUGGGAGCUGAGAUAGGACCCCGCCACUAUCAUUUUUGGCGUCUGAAGUAACUUCGAUUCAUUGGGGUUUUCUUGCUCACAUUGCAAAUUGUGCAACGACAAGUGGCAGCUGAAGAGUUGUAACGAAAUCUCUGACAUUAAGUUCUGUUUUCACUGACGUUUGCGCCAUCCUCAAGUGUAUCUUCGCAAAGCUUUAGUGAUCCAUUUUUUGUAACAGCAUACCCUUUCCAAACGAUUUGUUUUCAGUGUCCUCUGACUGACUACCCAUCUUUCCUCGCCUUUCUGGGAUGGGACAUCCUUAUAACUGACAUGCAUCGUACGCAAGCCUAACACAUCUAGGAGUAUCAAACCAAAUAUGUAUUUCCACCAGCAUCUCAAACUGUCUUUAGUUUAUGUUUUUUUAUGCCAAAAUACGCUCUUAAAACAAAUAUCAGAAACGUGAAGCUUCCUGCAGGAGUGCCGUAGGAAAUUAGCUUCUCUCAGACUUAGCUAUGAAAAGAAACUCACGUCUUUAAAGUUCGGGGUAUAAGUGUGAAGCAGGUAUGAUGUUUUCGUAGCGCCUUCUGGUCGACAAAAUUGGAACAGGGGACUUCGUAGGAUCCCGCAUGUAAACCAGCACGCCGCAGUCUAUGCAAGCUUAUCGCUUUUUCGGUUAUUCAUAAGUAGUCAUUCUUACAAAAACACGCAUAUUUAAAGCCGCUGGUCAAUGAGCUCUCAGUGUUUAUAUCACCUAUCUGUGGAUGUCCUUAGUACCCGUAAAUUAGUGUAUAGUGCCUAAGUACUUCGUUGACCAGGCUUUCAGGCGUGAGUUACUGUACACGUUGCCCUUUUUGAUAAAUUAUCCUCAGUACUCAUCAUCAUUUUGCGAACUCUGCGGACUCCAUUGGAAAUUUGUCUUAUGGUUUUUCCUCGAAAUAAAUCGUGAAGCGUUAAUUUAUGUAUUCUCUGAAGGUUUUAGGACCUAAUUAAAGCCGAGUCGCCACACUUUAGGUUGAUCUUUCAUAUCUGUUGAUCUAUAUAUUUCAGAUGCCGUUUUCCCACUUUACGGAGGAGUUCUUCGAGCUGUGCCGUUACAGCCUGGUCAGUGCUGAGCGAUCACCCUUCCGGGAACGCACAGUUGACUUCAUUGUUCGUUUUGUGAUGCAGGCUAGCAAACAUUCGAACUCGACUUGCGACGAGACUUCAACAAAGAAUCAAUUACUGAUCAAGACCUUCCUGUUUUGCGCCAAGGUAAUUACCCUCUUAUCUCAUCUUAAGUCCGUUGACCAGAAGGGUAAGUCUUAAUGCUCGGCUUUGCAGUAAGUUAUGUUAAACGGGGUAUUUAACCCAGUUGACACCGCCUGAUCCCGCCUCCGGUUUUCACUGUCUUGCCACCGGGUUCUGGUGGGUGAGGGAGAGGGGUGUUGUAGAAGCAGCACAAGUCUGCUAUCACCAUAAACUAAUUCACGCGCAAAUCACUUUCCUUGCUCGACGUUGCUGUGGGGCACACGGUGUGCAUCGUAGGUAACGCCGGUCAAAUUGUCAUGCCAAGUAAAGUAUGUUAACCCAGUUACCUCAGUGGUGGUUUGUGUAGUUAAUUUUUUAGUGUCAUUCCGGGCACCAAUCUGUCUUAUUGGACAUCUUCGAACCAACUGCAGCUCCCAGACGACGCCAACUAAUGUCUCCCCGUCCGCCCCCUGCGUCACCCCCACACCGACAAUCAACAAUGACUGCACUCCUAAGUCCCCACUGCCAUCCUCGAUCGCCUUAACAUCUGCUGCUGCGGCUCCUGCGCCCACCACCACUGCACACAAUCCAGACGCACCGUCGAACAUCAGCCUCAGCACCGUCAACACCAGUGAUGUGGAUUCGGCCCAAAUCUGUCGUCAUUGCGAUCACACCUUCACCUCGCACAUCGGCCUGGUCGAUCACUUUCGAAUCCAUCGCAUAAAGACUGACGAACCUGUGUCUGGCGCACCAACAUACACUCGCCCCAUCCGCCAUCACUGUCCCCGCACACUCAACGCAUGGGCCUUCCUGGUCACAAACGUGAGCGGAAUUCACCGCAGCAUCGACACACCUAGCACACCAUGA